CUCCCUCUGCUUUGGGGUCUCGCCCCGGAGCGCGCGGCAGAGAGUCCCUGGGGGCUGCCCGUGGUGGAAGACAAGCCAGCUUCCUUUGCAAAGGUGGAGAUAGCAAAACUGGCCAACCUGAAGUUAAACAACAAGCCCUAGCCUGGAGGUACACACUCCCUCCACUAACACUACCUAUUCCUGUCAGAGCCAGGCCCAGGCCUCCCCCAGUUCCUGGCUGUAGGCUACGUGGACAACCAGCCCUUCAUGCGAUUUGACAGUCGUGUGGACGAGGCCAAGCCCCAGGCCCAGUGGAUGGCACCUGUGGAACCUCAGUACUGGGCUAAGGAGACAGAGAAGCAGAGGACCUGGCCUGAGGUGCAGCAGGUCGAGACGCGGAGAUUGAUGAGCUACCACAACCAGAGCAGCGGCAUGCACAGCACUCAGCGCAUGUUUGGCUGUGAGAUCCAGGAGGAUGGCACCUCCAGUGGCUUCUGGCAAUUUGCCUACGAUGGGCAGGAUCACCUGAUGCUGGACCUGGAAACUCUAAGCUGGGUGUCCGCGCAGUCCGUGGCCCUGCAGACCAAACGCUGGUGGGAGAUGGAGCACUGCUAUGCCGAGUAUGACAAGGCCUACCUGGAAGGCCUCUGCCUCAUCUCCCUGCUCAGGUACCUGGAGCUGGGAAGCAAGAGCCUCACACGAAGAGAUCCCCCCACGGUGCAGGUGACAAGGCAUCCCACCCAAGACAGGGGCACCUUGCUGAGGUGCUGGGCCCUGGGCUUCUACCCACGGGACAUCUCUCUGAGCUGGUGGCUGGAUGAGAAGGAGCUGGCCGUGGAGACAGAGAAUGUGGAGACGCGCCCCAGUGGGGAUGGCACCUACCAGACUUGGGCGGCCGUGUGGGUGCCAGAGGGGAAGGAGACCUUAUACACCUGCCACGUGCAGCACUCCAGCCUGAACCACACACUCACUGUGGCCUGGGAAUUGCCCUCUUUCUCCUGGACUCAUUGCCAUCGCUACCUUCACCAGCCUGGCCACUGUCUUGGUUGUAAUUGUGAUCUUUACCAAGCGGUGCCUUCAAGCCAGGAAAAAAGACUCUUAUGAGCAAGCUCCUGUUGACUGUGGAAUGGGCGAGCUGGGGAGAGGAAGCACCAGGAACUCCCAAGCAUGACGGAGAUGCCUUGGAACCCAAGGCGGAGGUGGGGCAGUGAGACAGACACAUGCCCAGGCUGAGUCCCUCACGUCCCCUGCAAUCCCGGAGGGGAGCCACUGCCCGGUUUCAGGGAGACCCAGCUUCACCACCCACCCUCCUCCCUGAAGGUGGAGGAUCUCUUAAUUCCCAAAAACCCUGAGAGAAGGGGCUACUCAGCUCUGCCGCAGACAAGCCUAGUGUCAGUAGCUGAGAGUUGCCAGCCAAACCACAACCCCUGAUAAUUUGACACACUUGUUCAGUUGGAAGCCAUGUGAGUCAGCUCUAGAGUGGAAGGAACAAGGGUACAGAAGGCUAGAUUUGAGAAAAUAAAAAUCAGUAGGACUUGAUGGCUGAAAUUUGUGGGGGCUGUUCAUUUAUUUAUCCAGCAGAUAUGUAGGGAAUAUUUGUUGUAUGUUCAGCAUUAUGAUAGAGGAGCUAUUAUGAGACAGCCUUGGUAAAAGAAAUUGCAAGCUGGUAAAAUGAGUUGCCCCAAGUCCUAUUUGAGCAGAUGGACUAAAGCAUGGACAGUGAUCUCCAAACAAUUUGGCCACCACACUGGUGAUGAGACACCAUGAUAGACAACAUGUGUUAUCUCACAAUCCUGCAGGGAGAAUGCUGAGUAUCCCUCCAUACACACACAGAUGGAGUAUGAGUCAUCUGCACAUGCCAGAACAACCUAUGAAGCUGCUCCCCUCCCUGCCUCUUCUUAAUUCCCUUCAAGGAGUCAGGCUAAAUUCUUUCUGGCAUUGGUUCCCUCAUGCAUGAGUUUCUGGAGGGACCACUGUCUCAUGAUCAUUGACCUGUGAGAACAGAAGGACUAUUCUCCCAUCUCAUGUCAAGCUCGUCUUUUUUAUAAUGAGUUACACAAAGACAGUCAUAACUAAAGAGCCCAUUGGAGAGCCUCCCUGGUGGCGCAAGGGGUUUAGCACCACACUAUGAAGCAAUCCACAGCCACUGCAGCACGAGUUUGAUCCCUGUUCAGCCAGGGAGCAACCCACAUGGCAGCAGACCUCUCCUGACUCGCCCGCUGCUCCCCUCAGCAGUGUACUUCGGUCAAUCUGCUUGUUCUGUUCCCCACUGUGUCUCUAGUGAAUCCUCUCACCCUCUGCAUCUCUACCUUGUACCCCAGCUCUUGU
Messenger RNA from Talpa occidentalis (Iberian mole), 2307 nucleotides. Its product is annotated as H-2 class I histocompatibility antigen, Q10 alpha chain-like. The coding region runs from base 247 to 1083 and encodes 278 amino acids. Gene Ontology annotation, biological process: immune response. The transcript has 7 exons. The record is from RefSeq and is a predicted model, not a curated record. NCBI's taxonomy places the organism in Eukaryota, Metazoa, Chordata, Mammalia, Eulipotyphla, Talpidae. Gene Ontology annotation, cellular component: external side of plasma membrane.